CAGCUUGUCCCUUGUCCCUUGGUGCAUAGCACCCCUUAUCUCUUAACUCCAAAAGAUAUUUUAGCCAAACUGCCAUCGUCUCCCUCGUCACAAUUUCUUCCCACAGAGCAACAUUCUCGCUCUUCUUUGCCCUUCCUUGACUGGGCGCAGAGUCGGCUGCUACCGGGACAUCAAGGAACUAGUACUGACACAUCGUAUUUCCCCAUGACCGCUUUUAACUCCGCCAACUGGGGAUUGGCUAGUGAGAGAGAAUAUGUGCCCAUGACAACGCGUGAGAGCGGCCGACCUUCUUCACGGUUAAAAUCCACCGCGAUACGACUACUGCCUACAGUUGUGAUUCUAGCCCUUGGUAUACUAAUAGGAUCCAACGUCCCAUGGUAUCUUUCAAUAUAUUCGCGACGACCAUCAGGCGCCAUAUCACUACUGCCAAGAGCUCUGCCGCCCAUCGCAUCAUCAACUGUCACCGACCAGCUUGUCUCACUAGGUCUUCCUCCCCCGGAAGAACCAAUACCGAAUGUGGUACAUUAUGUAUAUGGCCUUGCCGAUGACCAGCCGGACUUUCCGUAUUUUGCGUAUCUGGCAAUGAGAAGUGCGUUGGUCAGUCUCAAGCCGGAUGUGGUGUAUUUUCACUGUAUCAACGAGCCCAAGGGCUACUGGUGGGAGAGGGUCAAGAACUGGGAGGGAUGGAUAGACGAUCAGGGGAAUAGGAGAGGUAUGAUGGAAAUUAAGAGGGCAAGGGAUGUGCAGUGGAUAGGAACUAGCAAGAGACCUGUCGUCCAUUUUGCCCACAAAGCCGAUAUAAUCAGGCUAGAGGUACUCUUACAGUAUGGUGGUAUAUAUCUCGAUAUCGAUACGUUUGUCCUUCGCUCCUUCUCCUCGGCCUCUCUCCUUCAGUACGACACUGUUCUAGCGCUGGAGGCCCAUGGUCUUACUUUUCUUCGCAAACCCGCAUCAGACGAUGAAAUGCGUCCCAAAGGACUUUGCAAUGCCGUCAUAAUAGCACGGAGGGGGGCAGAGUUUUUGAAGCGGUGGCUAGACAGCUACGAAGGUUUCAGAGAGGACAAAUGGACAGAGCACUCAGUGGAGAUGCCAUGGACAUUAGCUCAGAUGUACCCGACGUUGGUAACUGUCUUGUCAGAGAGGACGUUCUUUUGGCCUCUUUGGACAGAUGAUCAUAUCCAUGCAGUAUAUGCGACAAAGGAGUAUGACUUUGAAGAAUCUGGUCAGCUCGCAUACCAUGCAUGGGAAUCCAAAGCUCAACCCUACCUCUCCGCCCUUGAUCCUUCCACCAUCACCCAAAUCGAGACUUCUUUCACUCGCAUGGCGCGCCGUUUCCGUGAACCCGACGAAUUGAGACGGUGGCUCGCGGUUGGUAAAGAGGAUGGUGCUGGAAGUGGAACGGGACUAGUUGAAGGUGAUGAGGAAGCGAACAGGAAGAGAUUGCUGCAGGACAGAACACGUCGGGGGGAAUGGGGAUUCAUUAAAGGGAAGGGCAUCAAGGUGAAUAGAGAGAGUAUCGAAUGAUUUUGGGACCGGUUAGUGGCUACUACUAGCGAUUACGGUGGUGCGGUGGUUUAGUUGUGGUCUUUCGGUUAUUUCAUGCCAUUGGGCUCAUUGCAUAUAUAUACAAGUUGAAGCUUUUUUUACACGAAACUGAUUUAUAGUAGAUGCUUCGAUUAUUUUGUACUACUAAAAAGGAGAAGUGAGCCCUUCAUGAAGAAUGGUGGAGAUGAACGAAGUG
Molecule: messenger RNA, 1741 nt
Organism: Cryptococcus deneoformans JEC21
Lineage: Eukaryota; Fungi; Basidiomycota; Tremellomycetes; Tremellales; Cryptococcaceae
Product: conserved expressed protein
Exons: 6
Coding region: 205-1524 (439 amino acids)
Source: RefSeq, a predicted model, not a curated record